This is a messenger RNA of Ruditapes philippinarum (Manila clam), 1573 nucleotides long. RefSeq names its product RNA-binding protein with serine-rich domain 1-like. Bases 156 to 878 code for a protein of 240 amino acids. Gene Ontology annotation, molecular function: RNA binding. NCBI's taxonomy places the organism in Eukaryota, Metazoa, Mollusca, Bivalvia, Venerida, Veneridae. The transcript has 6 exons. The record is from RefSeq and is a predicted model, not a curated record. Gene Ontology annotation, cellular component: cytoplasm; ASAP complex; nucleoplasm. Gene Ontology annotation, biological process: mRNA splicing, via spliceosome.
UUAAGUUACUUUAUUUCCGUUUCCGCUUACGUUUGUUUGUCAACAAACGAAAUACCUACGACGGUAUCUGAGAAUCCACUGUAAUCUGAGUUAUCUAGAACGCUUCAAUUAUUUUGAUUCCCAUCUUACAAUGUUUUAACUUUGAAUAAAUCAAGAUGCCUGAUCGUGGAAGAGAAACUGAGAAGACAGAGAAAAAGAAGCGGACUGCGUCGUCAAGCUCGGAUAGUAGCAGCUCAUCAUCACGAAGCAGAUCAAGGUCCUCGUCAUCUGGCAGUAGUUCUUCUGGAAGCUCUAGCUCCUCUAGAUCUUCUAGUUCAAGUUCUAGUGGAUCAUCUACCAGUGGACGUAGCAGAAGUAGGGAAAGAAAUAGGGCAAGGAAAAAGUCAGGAGAGUCCCCUAAAAGAAAGAAGAGGAGCCCAACCCCUCGUCCAACAAAGGUACAUGUAGGAAAAUUGACGAGGAACGUAACAAGGGACCAUGUACAAGAGAUAUUUUCUGUCUAUGGAACAAUUAAGCAUCUAGAGAUGCCCCCUGAUAGGUCACACCCCAAUUUCUCCAAGGGAUUUGCUUAUGUAGACUUUGCAUCCCCAGAAGAAGCAGAAAAAGCUGUGAAACAUAUGGAUGGAGGUCAAAUAGACGGUCAAGAAGUAACUGCACAGACAGUGUUACCACCUCGGCCAGCUCCCCGUCCAGCCAGACGGAGUCCUUUACCAAACAGGAGAGGCGGACCUCCAGGGCGGUGGCGACCUUCCCCUCCUAGGUACAGAGACAGAAGGUCACCUCCAAGACGAAGAUCACCACAGAGAAGACGGUCACGUAGUCGAUCUCCCGUCAGACGUCGUCGCUACAGUCGAUCCAGCUCCAGCUCUUCUAGAUGAGACCAGUGAUAAAUAUAAUGACUUUCAUUGUCAAGUUUACAAGUUGUUCACUUGAGUGAAUUGAAUCAGACUGUUUUACAAAAACUUUUGGCAGCUCAAUAGUUGAUGGACUUAGACAAAAAGCGCGUGAACGAGCAUGCUCUUAAUAGUGUAUAUGUAUAAAACUUGCAAGAAUGAUUCUUUGUAAUCAUGAUGAAAUGUGAAUAUAAAAGAUUGUAUAGAAGAUUUUACAGACUUGGAAUGAUUUAACAUGUUAUUAGGCAGCGAUAUGUUAUAAUUCAAACAUGCUUUUCCAAGGUAAUCUUUUGUAUAAUUUAGGAUAUGCCAUUUUGUAUUUUCAUUUGGAGCAUAAUUCUUUGAAAUUGUGAUGAAAUGUGAAUAUAGAAGAUUGUAUAGAAGAAGCCAUAUUAAGUUUGUAAGAUUUUUCUUGGUAUGAUUUAUUAUGUUAUUAGUACAUGAUAUGUUAUAAUUGAUACAUGCUUUUCCAAGGUAAUCUUUAUUAUAAUUUGAGAUAUAUUUGGGAUACACCCUCAUGCUUUGUAUUUUCAUUUGGAGCAUAGUCAUUUCAUUUGUCAUUGAGAGCAUCAUUUUGAAUUAUUCAGCAAUUUUGUAAUUUAAUUUUAAUAAUUGUCUUGUGUAUGAAUUAUGUAUUGUAUAAAUUUUUCAUCUGCAAAUAAAAUUUGUCAUGAAAACUU